This is a messenger RNA of Pangasianodon hypophthalmus (striped catfish), 3632 nucleotides long. It is a transcript of the gene cdcp1b, whose product is annotated as CUB domain containing protein 1b. NCBI's taxonomy places the organism in Eukaryota, Metazoa, Chordata, Actinopteri, Siluriformes, Pangasiidae. Bases 743 to 2914 code for a protein of 723 amino acids. The record is from RefSeq and is a predicted model, not a curated record. The transcript is spliced from 9 exons.
CAAAAAGCAAAGAGACUUUACAUCAACAAGCACCACACAGCAAGUCAGAACAGUCUGAUGAUCAUCAGCACGUGCAUGUCGGGGUUCCGAGCAGUCUGAUCAUCAGCAGCACGUGCAUGUCGGGGUUUCGAGCAGUCUGAUCAUCAGCAGCACGUGCAUGUCGGGGUUUCGAGCAGUCUGAUCAUCAGCAGCACGUGCAUGUCGGGGUUUCGAGCAGUCUGAUCAUGGGGUUUGAGUCUAAACGCGCGUGAAAAUCACAUUAAAAUAGCAUUAAUCAGUCGACUCCCGCAGUAUUUAAAACGCUUUAAAUAUUAAAACGCGCUGAUUUUGACGCGGCUUUCCGUCAGCGCGGUACAGCAGGAGCUGGUUGUCACGUUCUCGCGUUUGCGCUUCAACUCGCCCGUCCAUGUCAAGUUUGGGCAGGUAGCUGGUCCACGCCCAACCAGAGGGAAAUACAUUAAGUGUGACCGCUGGACGUUUCACCAAGGUGAUCAUAAGCAGAACGCCAGGGGGCCCUAACUGUUCUGUGUGUGUGGGUGAAGGCUCCUCUCAGGCUUGUGACACACGAUACAUCAUCAAUGGAGCUCAAACCACUCAGGUGAACUUCACCUGCAGCAGACCUCAGGACAUCUUCACUAUUGAGAUUAAUAGAGACUUUGAUUGUUCAAAGUCGUGCAACUAUGAUCCCAUACAAGCAGACUGGUCCUUCUUCCAAGAUUUCAACAGAACCUUUACAUGGGACAUGAGAGUCUCAUCAUCCACCAAGUCAUUUCAGCUGGAGUUUCCAGCUCCAGGAAUGAGACAGAUCCAGUCAUUAGAACAAUGUCCCGACAAACACACUUACUCUAUCUUAAUGUACGUACGGACAGGACCUGUGAACCUUGGCACAUUCUGUCAAAAUGGCACAAUCACUCGCAUCCAAAUUCAAGGGAAAGGGCGCAUAACUCUGGAGGUUCCCAGAGAAACAACCCUGAGCUCAUUUUCCUUCAAAUACUCUGAGGCUAUUGGUUCAGUGUUAGCUGUAGAUGCUGUUCUACCUCGUGGCAAAUCAAACACGGACUUCUUCAGUGCCAGUGGCAUUCCUCCUGAUUAUACAAUGAUGUGGAACUUUGUUUUACCACCCAAGCAUAACUUCACAGUUCAUUUUGUGAACUACAAUAAGCCAGAAUGCCAAAGCAAACCAGUUAAAGUGAAAUACCAGCAGGCCAACAUGGCACCAGUUGAAAAAACACUGACGGAUGAUCAACCUGCUAAUUAUCAGGGAAACUUCAACUUGUCUCUGACAAACUGUGAUGUGAAGAGUGCUGGGCCCUUGCUCAGUUUUAGGGUCUCUGUGUUUAGGAGUGGAUUUCCAGAUUUGUGCACAGUGGAUCUUCAGAAUGAUGAAGGACUGAGUCUUCAAAUAGCGAAGAAGAAUCUGGACACUUUCUGUGAGUUGGGUAUGGAUGCAGUGGUGCAGGAGAAGAUUGUAGUGGCAGCAGGCUCCAAAGCCAGCCUGUCUUUCUUGGACUGCCCUAAGGAUGAUCUUGUUCUCACAGCCACUAAGACUAUUCAGUGCCAGAGUUUGUCCUUAUGUCCAGUAGCUGGGACUCUCCUCACCAUCCCCAUUUUAGCCUCCUGCCUGCCGCCUUCACUUAGCCAGGUCAUCUGGGUCUUGAAUGUUCCUGAGCAGGGCACUGUGGAGCUAAGCUCACCUCAGGGCAGCCUGUAUCAGUCAGUGCCUGGAGUGGAGGAGUGUGACGGCCUGUUGUCUGCGCUGGUCUCUGCAGCCGAUGGCGUCAACAUUGGCCGUUUCUGCUCUACUGGCAAAGGCAUCAUUCAGAGAGUUCAGAUCUCGUCCAACAUCACAGUUACUGCCACUGCAGAUGGGGAUAAGGACCUAAGACAAGAGAAAGCACCUAUCCUCAACGUGUCCUUUAGUUCAGAGAUCAGGGAGACCUUGAUCUACACAGUCUCUCCGCUUAUCUCAACCCCUGCACUCCUCGUGACACCCAACUGGCCUGGGGCAAUGAAGCCGGACUCCACCUUGUCAUGGAUUGUAAAUGUUCCAGAGGAGUACAGUGCUCAGUUGUGCUUCAGCAAUGUCAGCUGGCCACAGUGCUUUGUGAAUCAUGCUGAAGUUAAAAUUCAGGAGCUAGACUCAAAUGUGGAGCUGGGCUUCAGGGAGGACAAGCAAAUGGUUCUUGAACACAACAUUUUGAGGAGUUUCUACCUCAACGUGUCCAAUUGUGAGCCUGAGGAAGGCAAAUUUGCCAUUCUCAGCAAGAUCUCCUUGCAGAAGAAGCCCAGGAAACUGCUGGACAUCAUUUUGGGUGUGGUUGGAACACUCUUGGCAGUCUUGAUCAUCGUUCUUAUUGUAGUUUGUGUAGUAUAUCGUAGAAAAAAGAAGCGGCAAAUGAACAACAGGUCCUCCAUCUUCAUCCCCAAAGGGAUUGCUUCUCUUCCUGGUGAUGUCAGUUUCCCAAAAACACGAGCCGACAACGAGUCCCAUGUGUACACCUCCAUUGAUGAUACCAUGGUGUAUGGCCAUCUUUUGCAGCAGGACGGGAGUGGUUCUGGCCAUUUCAAUGGCCAUCAAGUGGAUAGUUAUCACACAUUCACUGGCCCCAUGGAUAAGACGAUUAAGGAUACUGGAUAUGAGCAGAAUGUGGAGAGAGGACCUGAGGAUAGGCUGUUCCUGGCUCCAUCUGAAACCUUUAUCCCUUCCAGGCCUCGCACUCCACUGGGUCAUUUGGACUCAAUGGACUAUGAGGACCGCAGGAUGGUGGAUAACGUACUGUAUACAUUCAAAACUCCAGGCGACCCAAAUCCAAUCCGCCUCUCUGCUGCAGAACCAGUGCUUUUGCAAGAGCCUGGGGCCGACUCUUGCUCUGAGCCUGAGCAGCCCGAUACAGAAUAUGACGAGGCCAUGUAGUGCACAGUGGAAUAAUGAACCAUGUGACUUAAAGUCUGAAAGUUCUGAUUUAGGAUCAGUGAGUACAUUUGAUUUCUGAUGGGACCCGAUGAAAGAAGGCUGUCCUGCUGCUCAGGAGCUCAUGAAGGUUAUAAAAGCAAGCAGAAUUUGCUUGCCUGUACUGAACUCCAACAGCACUGUCAGUCAACAUGUGUGUACACACACACACACACACACACACACACACACACACACACACACACACACACACACACACACACACACGGAGUGUUCUCUAUGCCUGUUUUAUGGAUGUUUUACAGAGAAACUAAGCAGAACUUUCUGCUUCUGUGAAACCUGUGAUUUUAUUUGUGUCUGUCUGGUUUUUUUUUUUCUUCUUUUUUUUCCAAAUCCUAUCUACUGACUGUAAGUCUUAUACCUAACCUGCUUGUUCAUAAAUUCCGUUAUGUGUAAUGGGAAUGAGAAACCUGAGAAGCUUGUUAGUUACACUGACCUGGUUAUUCAAAAGAAACUCUGAAGCAGGAUCUUUUUCAUGCAAUAUUUCUGGGAAACCUGUUUUAUUUGCUAACAGUUUGUGUCUUCUACUUCUGCUGAAAGACUUCUGAAGAAUAUUGAAUAAUUUGGUUUCAGGUGUACAAAUGUAGAUUUUUUUUAAAAAUAUAUUUUAAAGUUGUAUACUUUUCACAUUUUUAAUGAAUAAAUUUUAAGUUUUAAAGCA